Messenger RNA from Vitis riparia (riverbank grape), 1082 nucleotides. Its product is annotated as eukaryotic translation initiation factor 3 subunit K. Bases 67 to 756 code for a protein of 229 amino acids. Gene Ontology annotation, biological process: regulation of translational initiation. Gene Ontology annotation, cellular component: eukaryotic translation initiation factor 3 complex; cytoplasm. The transcript is spliced from 8 exons. NCBI's taxonomy places the organism in Eukaryota, Viridiplantae, Streptophyta, Magnoliopsida, Vitales, Vitaceae. Gene Ontology annotation, molecular function: translation initiation factor activity; ribosome binding. The record is from RefSeq and is a predicted model, not a curated record.
AUUGGUAGGAAUUAGGGUUGGACAUUGCCAUCGAUCAGAAACCAGGGAGGAGACAGCAGUUCAAGAAUGGGAAUUCCCAAACAGCAGCCGCAGCAGCAGUACACGGUGGAGCAACUACUCGCUCUCAAUCCCUACAAUCCCGAUAUCCUUCCCGAUCUUGAAAACUUCGUCAACGAGCAGGUGUCUUCACAAACAUACUCCUUGGAUGCAAAUCUUUGCCUUCUUCGCCUCUACCAAUUUGAGCCAGAGCGAAUGAGUACCCAAAUCGUUGCUCGGAUUUUGGUGAAGGCCCUUAUGGCAAUGCCAGCGCCAGAUUUCAGCCUUUGUCUCUUUUUAAUUCCAGAACGAGUGCAAAUGGAGGAACAGUUCAAGACUUUGAUUGUUCUCUCACAUUAUUUGGAGACAGCAAGGUUCCGUCAGUUCUGGGAUGAAGCGGCUAAGAAUCGACACAUAGUUGAAGUUGUUCCCGGUUUUGAGCAAGCGAUCCAAGCCUAUGCCAUUCACAUUCUUUCCUUGACUUAUCAAAAGGUUCCUAGGACUGUACUUGCUGAGGCUAUCAACAUUGAAGGUCUAUCUCUAGAUAAAUUCUUAGAGCAUCAGGUAGCUAACUGUGGUUGGGUUCUUGAGAAGAGUCAAGGCAAGGGCCAACUUAUUGUCCUGCCUCCUAACGAGUUCAACCAUCCUGAACUGAAGAAAAACGCUGCAGAUAGUAUUCCACUAGAGCAUAUCACCCGAAUCUUCCCCAUUCUCGGCUGACGCCUCCCUUCAGAGGAGCUUGGAGACAUCUGCUUUUCAUAUAUUUGCAGCUGAUGCUUGGGACAUCACGAUCAGCACAAUAUACCAUCCUUUGACUCGUACACCACUUUAGAUGCUUCAUUUUGAAGCAAUUAUGUAACUCUGGUCUUUGCUCUGGAUUCAUGAGGGGAGAGUACCAUUUAAUAUGGUCUCUUAACAUUCCUGAUAGCUCUGGUUUUAAUUGUUUUAUUGAUGCUUGCUUUUAUUGCGGCUUGGUAGCCCAAUUUUGUUUUUUGCCUCACCUAUGAAAGGUUUCCUCAAUAUAUAAGCAGGUUUUGGUGAGAUGA